CUGAAACUCUGAGACUCUCUCUCUCUCUCUCUGUCUGUCUACGCUAUCUCUUUCACCAUGGACGAAGUCUGGAAAGACAUCGCUUUCUCCAAUCUCCCUCCCAACCUCUCUUCCCCUCCCCUGUCCCUCCGCCACACUGCCGCCGCAGCCGCCUUCCACGACUUCCUCGCCGGAGAUUUCGGAGACAACCGCCGUCCUCACUCGCCGGACCCGCUUCCCGCUCCUACUCUCUCCAUCCCCUCCGGCAAUCACACCAACGCCUUUCUUCCUCCCGCGCGCUGCGCCAUCAGCCAUCCGUCGGCUCCCGCCAUCGCCGGCGGCGGUGGGGAACGCCGUUGGAAGAAGAUGAUAAAAAACAGAGAGUCGGCGGCACGGUCCAGGGCAAGAAAGAAGGCUUAUACGGACGAGCUGGAGAUGGAAGUGGCUCAUCUUGCACGGGAGAACGCCGCACUGAGGAGGGAGCAGGAGAAGCUCAAGAUGGCAAUAGAUGCUCAGGCGACGACGACCAAAGGGAAGUUGUUGCGAGCUUCAAGUUCUACAUUUUGAAAAACUAUAUGUCUGUCUGUUUAUCUAUCUAUAUAUGUAUAAAGGAAAGACUCGAGGCUAUUAUAAGAGCCCACAACCACUCUUAUGUGCUUUAUUAUUCGAGGUCCGCCUUCACUACCAACAACAUGAUCAGAGGGGGAUUCGAACGUGUCCUGAGGGGACUUAUGAUCUUCAAAGAGAUUGUUUUACCAAAAAGCCACUGCU
Messenger RNA from Phalaenopsis equestris, 750 nucleotides. Its product is annotated as bZIP transcription factor 27-like. NCBI's taxonomy places the organism in Eukaryota, Viridiplantae, Streptophyta, Magnoliopsida, Asparagales, Orchidaceae. Gene Ontology annotation, molecular function: DNA-binding transcription factor activity. Bases 58 to 546 code for a protein of 162 amino acids. The record is from RefSeq and is a predicted model, not a curated record. The transcript is spliced from 3 exons. Gene Ontology annotation, cellular component: nucleus. Gene Ontology annotation, biological process: positive regulation of DNA-templated transcription.